Molecule: messenger RNA, 480 nt
Organism: Apiotrichum porosum
Lineage: Eukaryota; Fungi; Basidiomycota; Tremellomycetes; Trichosporonales; Trichosporonaceae
Gene: TIF51
Product: Eukaryotic translation initiation factor 5A
Exons: 4
Coding region: 1-480 (159 amino acids)
Biological process (GO): positive regulation of translational termination; positive regulation of translational elongation
Molecular function (GO): translation elongation factor activity; ribosome binding; RNA binding
Source: RefSeq, a predicted model, not a curated record
AUGUCCGACGACGAGCACCACGAGACCUUCGAGGCCACCGGCGCCGGCGCCUCCGAGACCUACCCCGCCCAGUGCUCGUCCCUUCGCAAGAACGGCCACGUUGUCAUCAAGGGCCGCCCCUGCAAGAUUGUCGACAUGUCGACCUCGAAGACCGGCAAGCACGGUCACGCCAAGGUCCACCUUGUCGCCAUUGACAUCUUCACCGGCAAGAAGAUGGAGGACAUCUCCCCCUCGACCCACAACAUGGACGUCCCCAACGUUCGCCGCACCGAGUACCAGGUUCUCGACAUUGCCGACGGCUUCCUUUCGCUUAUGGACGCCGACGGAGGUGCCAAGGACGACGUCAAGCUCCCCGAGAACGACCUCGGCAACGAGAUCCAGGGCGCUUUCGACGACGGCAAGGACAUCAUGGUCUGCAUCGUUGCUGCCAUGGGCGAGGAGCAGGCCAUUACCUGGAAGGAGGCUCCCGCUGAUAAGUAA